AUGGAGGAGGAGGCCCGAGCCGCGUUCGAGCAGCGGAUUGUGGAAGAACUGACCUGGGCACGGACGAGGCCAGUCGAGCUCAUCGAUGCCUUGCGAGAGCGGCUGAAGCACUACAAGGGCAAGGAUUGCUAUCCACCAGAGCGUGCAGGUCAGUGCGUGGUGACCAAGGAAGGCGCUGCCGUCGUCCGAGAAGCCAUCGACUAUGUGACAAGCUUGGAAACCUUGGGGGGUGUUGGGACGGCUUCGCAACCAGGCCUGGCGAUGGCCGGUGAAGAUCACGUCCAUGAUAUUGGCCAGACAGGAACGGCCUCGCACACCUCCUCCGAUGGCACGAACGCUGCAGACCGUGCCCGCCGCUACGGAAACUUCGAACUCUUCGGGGAGUGUCUAUGGUACGGGUCGGAUCGUGCCGACGCCCGCUGCGUGGUCUUGGACCUCAUCAUCGACGAUGGCGUGCCAAGCCGAGGUCAUCGACUCGGCGUUCUCGACCCGCGCUACGACACAGUGGGCGUAUCAUAUGGGUCGCACUGCACAUUCGGCCGUUUGGCCGCUCUGGAGUUCGCCCGCGGCUGGGAGCCGGAUGAGCUAGCCAUGAGCGAUCGGCGGAAAGCCGGGCCUCAUCGAAUCAGCCCGGAGGUCAUGGCAGCUGCGAAGGCGAAGGCGGAGACUGCCUGGAGCCUGGG
This is a messenger RNA of Symbiodinium sp. CCMP2592, 683 nucleotides long. The record is from the annotation of a GenBank genome assembly. NCBI's taxonomy places the organism in Eukaryota, Dinophyceae, Suessiales, Symbiodiniaceae.